AUCUGUCAGUCACUGUUUCACAAUUGCGAUAAAACAUUCAUAUGAUAUAAAACACCACUUUACGUUACUUAUAUAUUGUAUCGCUUUCUCUUCUUAGAUUGGAAACAAUGAUGAUUGCUUUCAUUGGUGUGCUGAUCUCUUGCUGCACGUGUGUUAACAGUAUGGAUAUAAUCAUCAAAGCUCCGGCUGGUGAUAUGUUAGGUCGGACAUCUAAUGUAUUCUUUGCCGGUCAGAGUUAUACGAUAUCAAGUUUUCUUGGCAUUCCGUUUGCAGAGUCAACACAUGGACCAAGGCGCUUCGCGAAGCCUGUAAGGAAGGCUAAAUUUACUGGGACAUACAACGCUACCGAAGCGAAAUUGUCGUGUCCACAAAAUGUAAAGUGGGAGUAUGGUCUGGAAAAGAUACCAGUCGGCGAGGAUUGUUUAAACUUGAACAUUUUUGUGCCUGGUAAAAGGACCGAUGACAAGCCAAAGGCAGUUAUGAUAUUCAUUUAUGGAGGUGCAUUUCAGUACGGUUUUCAGAAUGCUUACAUAUCAACAGCUUUAGUAGCAUUACAUGACGUAAUAUAUAUCACAUUUAAUUAUCGUGUUAGUGCUGGUGGAUUCCUGGCAAGCAAGAAACAUGGUCUUAAAGGUAACUAUGGUCUAUGGGAUCAGCAUAUGGCCAUACAAUGGGUACAUGAUAAUAUUGCAGCAUUUGGAGGCGAUCCUACCAGAGUAACGCUCUUUGGUGAGUCGGCAGGGGCUGCGUCAGUCAUUUAUCAAGCUUUGUACAAAGGGAAUGAGGGUCUCAUUCAGCGCGUGAUAGCACAGAGUGGUGCUGUCUGUACGUUCUGGUCAUUUGAGAGAUAUCCAGAUAUAUUGUUCAACGACUUAAGUGUUAAAAGUGGAUGCCAAAGAAAAACGUUUGAAGAAACAAUGAAAUGCUUAAGGGCUAUGGACAUCGAAGCCAAGGAAAAACUUAUCACAUUUGAGGCUGACUUCUUACCAGUUCACGAUGGAGAAUUUAUAAAAUAUAAACCUGAAGAUAUCUUUAUCAAAAGAACACCCGAGUCAGCUAGUACGUUACGACGUUUUGCAAAUAUGGAUAUUAUCAUUGGGUUAAACAGUGAUGACGGAUUAACAGAGCUCGAGUCCUUGGCGCGAAUGUUAGGAGACAAUUUGGAUACAUUUCUGAACGGUAUGACGGAAGAACAGCUAGACAGAUAUACGGAUAAGCUGUUUAAAGAAAUGAACCAGACACGAAAUGAUAUUUUAGUAAAGUCGGUUUUACACGAGUAUACCGAUUGGUCAGUACCUAGAAGUGACGUCACACGACGUUCUUUGUUUCUUAAUCUAUUAAAAGACGUACAUUUCACAGACUCUACAAUGCAAACAGUGAAUGCAUAUGUUAGCGUUGCGUCUCAUAGAAAUGCAUAUAUGUACCAUUUUGAUCAUAGACCAAGUUUUUCACAUUCCCCAAAGUGGGUAACUGGAGCUGACCAUACUGAGGAAAUUCCGUUUGUUUUAGGAUUUCCGAGAUUCUAUAUGUACCUGUUUGGAAAGUUUUAUGACGAUCCGCCAUUACACGUCCCACAAAAUGAGCUGUAUUUGUCAAAAGAAAUCAUGAAAUACUGGACAAAGUUUGCAAAGACUGGGAGUCCUAAUAACCCUGAUGAAGUUUCCAGUGUUAGCUGGCCCGAGUAUACAGCUAAGAACCGGACAUUUCUUAUUCUUAAAGCAGACGACAAUCUGUUUCAAACAGGAAGCUUUUUCAGAGACAAGUAUGUGAAAUAUUGGAAUGAAGUUUUCCCGAAGCUCCUGAGCUUACUUCAGACAAAAACGCAAAUUGUUGAAUCUAAGGAAUGUUUUAGUGCCAGUACUGCGGACAAUAAUUCUGCCUCUUCGCAAUGUGUUGGUACAUCAGUUAUGUAUACUUUACUGGUGUUUUUAUUUAUACAUGUAUGUCUAUCUUCAUUUAUGGGUGAAAAUAAAAUGGAGGUUAAUCACAUUUUCAUAGCUUUGUGUUUAUUUUUAUGCAUAAACAAGGUCGAAAGUGAAGAUGUUAUUGUAUCGGCUCCUGCCGGACCAAUUAGAGGAGAAUUUACAUCUGUACAAUUUAAUGGACAACCAUACAAAAUAUCAACGUUCCUCGGAAUACCAUAUGCAAAAUCAACUGCCGGACAAGGACGAUUUGCAAAACCUGUUAAACGUGAAAGAUUUACUUCAGUAUUUAAUGCAACUGAAAUGGCACCUUCUUGUCCACAAAACUUAGACUGGGGACCUGGACUUGACCAGCUAACAGUGAGCGAAGAGUGUUUAAGUCUUAACAUUUUUGCCGGAGCCUCACGUAGUGAAUUAAAGGCGGUUAUGAUAUUUAUCUAUGGAGGAGGGUUUCAGUUCGGAUUUCAAGACUCAUACAUAGCAUCUGCUUUAACAGCUUUGCAUGAUAUUGUUUAUGUAACUAUGAAUUACAGGGUAGGUAUUUAUGGGUUCUUGGCCAAUAAAAAGCAUGGAUUGAAAGGAAACUAUGGCUUGUGGGAUCAACAUAUGGCUAUACAGUGGGUCCAUGAUAAUAUUGCAGCAUUUGGUGGUGAUCCUGGAAAUGUAACAGUGUUUGGGGAGUCCGCUGGGGCUAUUGCAGCCAUGUACCAGGCUUUGUACAAAGGCAAUAAGGGUAUUGUCCACCGUGUAAUUGCUCAGAGCGGGGCCGUUGGUUCAGAUUUCGGCUUUAGCAGGUAUCCAGAUUUAUCAUUUGAAGAUCUAAGUCGACGAAUUAAUUGCAAAAAGGCAUCAUUUGAACAAACAAUUGCGUGUCUUCGAGAUAAGAGUAUUGAUGACUUUGAGAGUUUGAUAAAAUUUGAAGAUAUUUACUCGCCGGUGCAAGACGGAGAAUUCAUCGACUAUGACCCAGAAAUUGGCUUUAAGAACAUGACUAAGUCUUCACCUGAUGUCAUUAAUACCUUCGCUGAUGUUGACGUUAUUAUUGGGAUAAAUAGUGACGAGGGGUUAUUAGAAAUAAAUACCCUCAUGAAAAUGUUGGAAGACAAAGAUUCAAAUUUUACAAAUGGAGUUACGGAAGAAGUAUUCAAUACUUAUGUUUAUAAAUUUCUUGAAAAUAUAAACAAAACCAGAGAUGUGCGUAUCUUGAAAUCAAUCAAGCAUCAAUAUAAUGACUGGAACGCCAUAAUUAGUGACGAUUCUCGUCGUGCAAUGCUUUUAACAUUACUAAAAGAUUUCUUUUACACGGCGCCUGCAAUCCAGGCUUUGCGUGCACAUUUGACUAAAAGCACGCGCGGCAAUACUUACAUGUAUUACUUUGACCACAAACCAAGCUUUUCGAGCUCUCCUAAUUGGGUUAAAGGUGCCGAUCAUACAGAAGAAAUACCAUUUGUCUUUGGCUUCCCGAGUAUAUUUAUGUUUGUUUACGGGAUAUAUUCUGAAGACCCUGCCAAAGAAAUUCCGGUGGAUGAGGUCAAUCUAUCGAAAGCUAUGAUGAAAUAUUGGUCGCAAUUUGCUAAAACUGGAAAUCCGAAUAAUCCCGAUGACUUUUCACUAGUCCAUUGGCCACAGUACAACAAGACAGAUCAAGGAUAUCUAACUUUAAGAGGUGACGGGAACAUGGUUCAUAAUGGAAAUCAGUUCUUGAAUGCAUUCAACUAUUGGACAGAGAUAUUUCCAGACUUGACACAAGCGGUUGAAGCAGUCGAGAAAAAAGAAGAAAGAUCGUCUGAUUGUUAUGCAAGUGCAGCAGGUGUAGUGUCCCUUCAAGCAGCAUGGGCAACACUAUCACUUUCUAUAUCAAUAUCAUUAACGAUAUUCAUGUGAUGAAUGAAAUGAUUCACAGUAAAUUGAUAAUUGCUUGGUUAAUGCAAGGUGCUUGAGAGAUGUUGCAUUUUUUACGUUAUGGACAUAAUCAAAUCUUGAGUCUGCAAUAAUUAUAUGAGCCGUGUCAUGACAAAACCAACAUAAUGGGUUUGCG
This is a messenger RNA of Ruditapes philippinarum (Manila clam), 3960 nucleotides long. RefSeq lists its product as uncharacterized. Lineage: Eukaryota; Metazoa; Mollusca; Bivalvia; Venerida; Veneridae. The transcript is spliced from 4 exons. Gene Ontology annotation, cellular component: synapse; cell surface. The record is from RefSeq and is a predicted model, not a curated record. Bases 108 to 3806 code for a protein of 1232 amino acids. Gene Ontology annotation, molecular function: neurexin family protein binding; signaling receptor activity. Gene Ontology annotation, biological process: neuron cell-cell adhesion; modulation of chemical synaptic transmission; postsynaptic membrane assembly.